Messenger RNA from Mauremys reevesii (Reeves's turtle), 1254 nucleotides. RefSeq lists its product as uncharacterized. The coding region runs from base 41 to 1075 and encodes 344 amino acids. The transcript has 26 exons. NCBI's taxonomy places the organism in Eukaryota, Metazoa, Chordata, Testudines, Geoemydidae. The record is from RefSeq and is a predicted model, not a curated record.
CAGCCUCUUCUGAGUCUCAAAAACCUGGGGCUGCUGCAGAAUGAGAAACGUGCCAGGCCAGAAACAACCCCGCUCCAGAGAGAGGAAAGACGCAAAGAUGAAGGUGUCGUACGUGGCCGCUUUCCUCAUCGGGCUCCUCUCCCUGGAGAGCCCCACAGCAGCUCCAUUGAAAAAGCAGUUGUGGUCGGUGGGCUCCGGUAGCGUAAACACCGGCAAUGUGGGAGAUGGCAGCUUUGACGACAACAGCCAAAACAACCAAUUCUGGUCAGUGGACUCCGGUAGUGUAAACACCGGCAACGUGGGAGAUGGCAGCUUUGACGACAACAGCCAAAACAACCAAUUCUGGUCAGUGGGCUCCGGUAGCGUAAAGACCGGCAAUGUGGGCGACGGCAGCUUUGAUGACAGCAGCCAAAACAACCAGUUCUGGUCAGUGGACUCGGGUAGCGUAAACACCGGCAAUGUGGGAGACGGCAGCUUUGACGACAACAGCCAAAACAACCAAUUCUGGUCAGUGGAAUCCGGUAGCGUAAACACCGGCAACGUGGGAGAUGGCAGCUUUGACGACAACAGCCAAAACAACCAGUUCUGGUCAGUGGGCUCCGGUAGCGUAAACACCGGCAACGUGGGCGAUGGCAGCUUUGAUGACAACAGCCAAAACAACCAGUUCUGGUCAGUGGGCUCCGGUAGCGUAAAGACCGGCAAUGUGGGCGAUGGCAGCUUUGACGACAACAGCCAAAACAACCAGUUCUGGUCAGUGGGCUCCGGUAGCGUAAACACUGGCAACGUGGGCGACGGCAGCUUUGACGACAACAGUCAAAACAACCAGUUCUGGUCAGUGGGCUCUGGUAGCGUAAAGACCGGCAAUGUGGGCGAUGGCAGCUUUGACGACAACAGCCAAAACAACCAGUUCUGGUCAGUGGGCUCCGGUAGCGUAAAGACCGGCAACGUGGGAGACGGCAGCUUUGACGACAGCAGCCAAAACAACCAAUUCUGGUCAGUGGGCUCCGGUAGCGUAGACACCGGCAACGUGGGCGAUGGCAGCUUUGAUGACAACAGCAAAAACAACCAAUUCUAGUCAGCGUACUAGGCUCCCAGAAACCCACCACAACAACUGCCCUGACGCUUUCUGUCCCGUGCUCUCACCCAUCUCAGCCUGAACAUGAAAAACACAGCACGCUCCGGUGGAAUUUGCUUUUGCCCUGUUCGAUGAUUUGACUGUAGGUCGCAGUUCUUACCCUUCCGUUGCCCCUCAAA